Molecule: messenger RNA, 1998 nt
Organism: Glycine soja
Lineage: Eukaryota; Viridiplantae; Streptophyta; Magnoliopsida; Fabales; Fabaceae
Product: mitochondrial-processing peptidase subunit alpha-like
Exons: 13
Coding region: 187-1722 (511 amino acids)
Biological process (GO): proteolysis
Cellular component (GO): mitochondrion
Molecular function (GO): metalloendopeptidase activity; metal ion binding
Source: RefSeq, a predicted model, not a curated record
AUGAAAACCUUGUUUGGUUGGUGUUAGAGAGCCCAGACUUGAAAAAGCGAAGAACAGACAACACUGACUAGUCCCAGAGCGACGGCUAAGCCUCUUUGUUCUCUGUCCCAAGCUUCGAGCAGAAGAAGAAUCAAAUAUCACUACUUUGAUUUUGAGCUCUAUUGCCUUUGCCAUCAACCGGCAGCCAUGUACAGAAACGCUGCUUCACGUCUUAGGGCCAUCAAGGCCCGUUCGUGCAGCAGCAGCAGCAGGGUACCUGCCAGUGCCAGAUUUGCAAGUUCCGUUGCCACGCAACAAUCCUCUUCUUCUGGUUUGGGUGGUUUAUUUGGAUGGCUCACUGGAGACCGAACCAGUUCUUUACCAUCUCUGGGUUUUCCACUUCCAGGCGUUACACUUCCCCCUCCAUUGCCUGAUUAUGUUGCGCCGGGUAAAACUAUUAUUACUACACUCCCAAAUGGACUCAAAGUGGCCUCUGAAACAUCACCGAGUCCCACUGCGUCAAUAGGUUUAUAUGUAGAUUGUGGUUCAAUAUAUGAGAGUCCGAUAAGUUUUGGGGCUACGCAUCUGCUUGAACGAAUGGCUUUCAAGACCACUAGAAACCGGAGUCACUUUCGGGUAGUUCGUGAGGUAGAGGCAAUUGGUGGCAAUGUGCAGGCCUCAGCUUCUAGAGAGCAGAUGGGUUACACUUUUGAUGCUUUGAAGACCUAUGUUCCUGAAAUGGUGGAACUGCUUGUUGAUUGUGUCAGGAAUCCUGUUUUCCUUGAUUGGGAGGUUAACGAGCAGCUUCUGAAAGUGAAGGCUGAGAUUGGUGAAGCUUCCAAAAAUCCUCAAGAUUUACUUUUGGAAGCAAUUCAUUCUGCUGGUUUUUCUGGUGCCUUGGCAAAUCCUCUUUUAGCUUCAGAAUCAGCAGUAAAUAGACUAAAUAGUACAAUUCUGGAGGAGUUUGUUGCUGAGAACUAUACGGCACCUCGGAUAGUACUUGCAGCAUCUGGUGUUGAACAUGAGGAAUUGUUAUCUAUUGCAGAACCUCUUUUGUCUGAUCUACCCAGUGUCCCGCGUCCAGAGGAGCCAAAAUCAGUGUAUACUGGUGGUGAUUAUAGAUGUCAAAAGGAAUCAGGGAGGACCCAUUUUGCUCUAGCAUUUGAACUUCCUGGUGGCUGGCAUAAGUUGAAGGAUGCUAUGGUUUUGACUGUUCUUCAGAUGCUAUUGGGAGGCGGUGGAUCAUUCUCAGCUGGUGGACCUGGUAAAGGGAUGUAUUCACGGCUAUAUCAAAAUGUUCUGAAUGAAUAUCCACAAGUUCAUGAAAUUUCAGCAUUCAACAAUAUUUACAAUGACACUGGCAUUUUUGGUAUCCAAGUUACAACAGGCUCAGAUUUUGUAUCAAAAGCCAUUGAUAUAGCUGCUAAUGAGAUUCUUGCUGUUGCUACUCCUGGACAAGUUGACCAGGUACAGCUGGAUCGAGCCAAACAGGCUACCAAAUCUGCAAUUUUGAUGAAUUUGGAAUCAAGAAUGGUUGUUUCAGAAGAUAUAGGAAGACAAAUUUUGACAUAUGGUGAGAGGAAACCUGUGGAGGAUUUCUUGAAGGCAGUGGAUGAAGUAACCUCGAAGGAUAUCACUUCAAUUUCGCGAAAGCUCAUUUGUUCUCCUCUCACAAUGGCAUCAUAUGGAGAUGUUCUCUAUGUUCCAAGCUAUGAAUCAGUGAGUCUCAAAUUCCGUGCCUAAUGAGAUUGCUUUCAUCCACCCAUCAUAUUGAGUCUUCUUUAUAUACAAUCAAGUCUUGUACGGAUGAAAGGUGUAAAAUUAAGUUAAACUUCCUAACUAUCCUUGUUGUAGUCAAUAAAUUAGUGAUUUUCACAUCUCAUUAUUUCUGGGUACAUAAACAUUGAUCUGAGAGUUCUCACAUGACUAUUUUUUGGACUGAACUUAAAACUACUGGAUUAUUUUUUGGAUUGAAUCUCUUUGGGAAACCAAAUCAUAAUCGAAUAUCGUUGUUAUCCA